CUCUCCCUCCCAAACUUUGAUGAUGACCAUGACUACGAUGGCUGACGGGCUGGACGCGCAAGACUCCUCCAAAUCCGCCUUCAUGGAGUUCGGGCAGCAGCAGCCGCCGCCGCCGCAGCCGCCGCCGCCGCCCCACUCCCAGCAGAGCUCGCCGGCCAUGGCCGGCGCCCACUACCCGCUGCACUGCCUGCACUCCGCCGCCGGCUCGCACCCGCACCACCAGCAUCACCACCACAGCUCGCCCUACUCCGGCAGCGCCGGCUCCUACAACCACCGCUCGCUGGCCGCCUACCCCUACGUGAGCCACUCGCAGCACAGCCCUUACCUCCAGUCCUACCACAACAGCAGCGCGGCCAGCCAGACGCGGGCGGACGAUGCAGGUGAGCCUGCAGAUCAGCAAAAAACCACAGUGAUUGAAAACGGUGAAAUCAGAUUCAAUGGAAAAGGGAAAAAGAUUCGGAAGCCUCGAACCAUUUACUCUAGUCUACAACUCCAGGCAUUAAACCAUCGCUUUCAGCAGACUCAGUACCUGGCACUUCCAGAGAGAGCUGAACUGGCAGCUUCAUUAGGACUUACCCAGACACAGGUGAAGAUCUGGUUUCAGAAUAAGCGCUCCAAAUUCAAGAAGCUGCUGAAGCAGGGCAGCAACCCCCACGAGAGCGACCCUCUGCCUGGCUCCGCUGCCCUCUCCCCUCGCUCUCCGGCUCUGCCUCCAGUCUGGGACGUUUCAGCUUCUGCCAAGGGAGUCAAUAUGCCUCCCAACAGCUACAUGCCUGGCUAUUCUCACUGGUAUUCUUCUCCACAUCAAGACACAAUGCAGAGACCACAAAUGAUGUGAAUUGUCCAAGAGAAAUAAUCUCCCAAGAACGCCUCAUCUCGACAUGGCAAGAAGUUCCCCUGCUUUGCCAAGCCGUGCCAGCUAACAGGCUCUGUGUGAACUUGUAGAUGCGGCAAAGAGACAGAGUGGCUUUAUUUUAUUUUAUUUUUUUUUAAAGUAACCUCAGCGAUUGAUCUUGAACAGAAAGACACAAUUUUCAUUCUGGCGCACAGAAGACACUUCUCUUUAGGAUAUUUUCCUUUGGACUCCAAGGCACCAGCCUCUUUCUCUGUGGAGUAUACGUCAAAACAAACUUUUUACAGACUUUGCCCACAAGAAGAACCUGAAUCUACCAUGGCAGCCGUUUUUACUUGUUUAAUGAGCUAAAGACAGUACAUGAUGAAAGAGAGACUAGUCAAAGCUCCUUCAUUUUUAUUCACCAAAUCCGGACUGGGGGAAAAAAAAAAAAAGCGAGAAGAAGGGAAUUAAAGAAAACAUUGAAGAGGGGAAAAAAGGAGAACUGGUUGAAAAAUGAAAAUAUACUGUAAGAUUAGAACAUUACCACGAAGCAAAACCUGCAUGCUUUCUCAAAAUGCAAUGGGC
Messenger RNA from Falco peregrinus (peregrine falcon), 1420 nucleotides. It is a transcript of the gene DLX6, whose product is annotated as distal-less homeobox 6. The record is from RefSeq and is a predicted model, not a curated record. Gene Ontology annotation, molecular function: RNA polymerase II cis-regulatory region sequence-specific DNA binding; DNA-binding transcription factor activity, RNA polymerase II-specific. Bases 20 to 838 code for a protein of 272 amino acids. The transcript has 3 exons. Gene Ontology annotation, biological process: regulation of transcription by RNA polymerase II; embryo development; cell differentiation. Lineage: Eukaryota; Metazoa; Chordata; Aves; Falconiformes; Falconidae.